AUGACCUGUGUGGGUAAGACGCAGCCAGAUGAUGGAGCGAGAAAAUCUUUUCCAGGGGCUCAACACGUGAAUCUGGACCCAGAGCCCCAUCCUCUUAACUACACAGGGCUUCAGCUAGAUCACCAAACGACAGUUCUUCCACACAGCAUCCUAGGUAGUUUGGAGGAUUUCAGGAGCUAUCUGGAGGCCAAAGGGGAGACAGAGUUGGUGAAGAGUAUACCAGAGUCUCAGAGGGAUCCAGCCUCUGAGGCUUCUGGUAGGCCUCACACUGAUGCUGUGGAGAAGGAUAGUGUGACCCCUUCAGGUUUCAGAAACAUUCAGAGUAACGCUCUGCAACACUGGCAGACACACAUGAGGCAGCGUAGACAGCAGCAGGACUUCUUAUCUGACCUUCUGGAUAGGCCAGUGGAAUACUUACUGAUGAACCAAGCGAACCAUUUCAGAGAAACCCAGGAGCAGAGGGAACUUUUAAACCAUGUCAUGCCACUCGUCCACUCUGGAUAUGGUUAUCGGGUGGGCAGUGAGUUUUGGAGCCUGCCCCCACGCUAUGGAGACGAAAUGAGUGGCAUCGCAGCCACUCUGACUCAGACAGAGCAGGGCAGACGGGAACCUGUCACACAUGUUGGGCGGCCAAGCAGCAUACGCCAGGAAUCAGGAAUAAUGUGUGAUGAAACUCUGCGUCCGGCCUCUCGAACCUGGGAGCAGAGUGCAUACUUGCAGCACCAGUGCCAGGAGCUCGGAGAGGUUCUGAAGGAGAUGGACAUCAAAAAGCCGGACAUCAGUGGACUGGAGGUGAUUGGCUCUUGCAAGCCAUUUACUCAUGUCACAGUGUGCUGUAGCCCCUCGUUGGAGAAGGAAGAAGAAGAGAACAAGAAGAUGAAGGAGAACCUGGAUCCACUGGCACAGUACAUGGAUGUUCACUCAGAUGCCCUCCUCGUCCCUGCUUUAAGGUUCUGUGGUCAGCUCGCUUGCUGGACUGGAAACUCUAUCAAAAACCAGGGAGAAGUAGGAAUCAGUGCCACCAUAAUGUUUGAGACUGUGGCUGGAGAAAGAGCCUCCUCUCAUCUGGAUCUACACAAUGAAGGCAGCACGGCCAUCUUCUACAGCUGGCAGCAGCUUCGCGUGCGACACAGCUUCCCUAACCUGCGAUCACAAACAAAGGGCUCACACUUCUACUUCAACUCGUCCUCUGCUGUUAUCCGUCCAGGUGGCACCCAGCGGGUGGAGUUUGUCUUUAAGUUGAUGGAGCCAGGCAUCAAAAGCGAACUGUGGCAGAUUAACACCCACCCAGUGCUGCUGGGGGGAGCCUCCAUGCAGGUCACACUGAGAGGGGUGGCUCUGUACCAGGACACAACCGCAGACCAGAGGCAGUUCAUAGAGACAAAGCUGGAAAAAAUAGUGACGGUGAAAAUGUGUCGGUCGAUUGUGUACGAGAUGCUGCAGGGGGUCAGGACCCAGGAGAGACCCAGCUCCCCUGCAGAGCUCUACCUCACUGAAGAGCAACGAUUUUUAGUGAAAAACCCCAAGUUGCAGUUCCUUGACGAGACAGCGGAGGACUUGAAGAAACUGUGGCAAGAAGUGAAUCCAGGACACACAUGGGAUCUCUCUGUUGACACACUCCGACAGGCUGUGCUGUCUCAGCCUGAUCAGGAAUCGGCUCAGGAAAGGAACCUGACCCAGCUCAAUUCUCUGCGUCUGCAGCUUUCUGAGCCCUCUGUUUACAAACACAAACACCCAACAGCAGCUGCUGCAGGGCUGCAGCUAUGGAGGAAACUGCUGGACGUGAUGGACGACGAGGCCAGGUGUCUCCAAAACCUGCUGUGUCUUCCACAGAGAGACACAUGGAGCUAUAAGAAGGAGGAAUCCCUGAUCUCGCAUGCUGAAAUGCUUAAUAAUAAAGAUGAGACAAGUGACAAAAAGGAAGGAGAUGCCAAGGAGGAGAGGAGUGGGAUGAGGUCCAGAUUUAAAGACGACAACAAAGGAGAGACCAAGUCAGCAUCAACUGAAAAAGUAGUGGAGGACAGUAAGAAGAAGGGGAAAAGAAGGGAUGAAGCAGCAGCGAAACGCUCCAGAGGAAAACAGGAGAAGGAGUCACCGUCAUUGACUGACUGCCAGAUAGAGAGCAAUAGUCAGCAACUUCCUGAAGAUGAUGAGCACAAUGAAAAGCCAGAGAUGACAGAAAUGUACACAAGACUCCUGCACAGAAAGGUUUAUGCUCUGAUUGAAGACCUGGUGGACAACCUGUGUGACCUGAUGGAUGAGCUUGAUAAGAGAGAUGAACAUUAACACACGAGAGAGGCAUGGCCACGAGAGCUCGCUGAAUACACACACCCUAACGUCAUAAACAUGGGAUUACGUGGGAUCUAUUAUUGUACUGUAAAAUCAAUAAACGUUUAUCGCUUGUU
Molecule: messenger RNA, 2405 nt
Organism: Labrus mixtus (cuckoo wrasse)
Lineage: Eukaryota; Metazoa; Chordata; Actinopteri; Labriformes; Labridae
Gene: mycbpap
Product: mycbp associated protein
Exons: 17
Coding region: 1-2286 (761 amino acids)
Source: RefSeq, a predicted model, not a curated record